AUGUCAAUGAGACCUGCAGUAUUCAUUAAGUUUUAUUUAGAAACACAAAAAGAAACACUUGCCUCGCGAUUGUUGAAGUUAGAAGACGGUUUCAAAGGCAGUGCUGCAUAUUGUAGAUGUUUGCUUAUUUACCAGACAAAGAGUGACAGAGAAGGAGAAUUAAAAGAGCGACUAGAAGAAAAGAAGGCAGCAAUAAGAAUAAGAAGAUUGUUGUGCAAAACAAAAAAAAUAAAAGAAGCAAAAAUUCUAAAAGAUCGAUCGAAAGUGUUGCGAAGAAUUUUUCAAAUGAAAAUGAAGCUUUUCUGGAUGAUUGCGGCAUUUCUGCCGUGUAUGAUUCUUGGUGAUACUUUAACAGCCAGUGAGAAAUACAUGACAUCACAUAGUCUAUCUUGCAACGAUUUGAACCCGCAAACUCAUUUAGAUUUUAGCAUGCUUAUGGGACUUUGGUACGGUGCUGAGAUAAUAACACAUCAUGAAGAAAAUGCCUACGAGACUCUCUACGAAUCUUGCGUUGUUGUUCACUUAUCACAAGACAGAGGGGGUGAACCCGAUGCAUUCGAUUAUGUGAACUAUGAUCAAAGUUCAUAUAAUAAUAUGAAGAAUAAUAAUAAUUAUAACAACAUGCAUACCUCUGAUAGACGGUUGCGAUUGGUUUGGGAUGAGCGUGGCAAAACUUUGGAAUAUUCUUUGAGAGUGAAUCGAGCAAGAAAUGGAUUUUGGAUAUCAUCGGGGGCACAAAAAGAUCGUAAACAAUUAGGAACAAUGCUUGAUCUACCCUACAAUCAAUUUACCGGCACAGUACAAGUUAUGAAAGCUGUUGGAAACCAUUUGGUGUUGACAUUCUGUGAAACACUGCCAACUAAUCAAAUCUUCACCAUCGUUCUCACUCGUAAGCCGCAUCUGUUGUCACGUGAUGAACUUCAACCAAUUAGAAGUCUUCUUCGACGACGUGGCUUAAGUGUUCAAUCUGUUAGAAAAGUUUGCAAAAAUUCUGCAUCAUCCAUUGCUGUUGGAAUUCUAACAAUCAUUACAUCAUCAAUUUUCUCACUUCUUAGUCGAAAGUUUUAAACUUUCAAAUGAAAUUUUCUUAUUUCCGCUUUGUGAAAUUCUUUAUUAUUUUAAUUUGCAAGUUUAAAGCUUUUAAUUGUUUUUGCAACUUUGAUAUUUACACCAACAUCACUCAGAUUAAAUGAAGGGCUAUGUGCGUGCCUUCGUUGUUAAUGAACUUUUUAUUUUUAUGUCAAAUUCCAUCCAAUUUAUUUUUAAUUCAACAUUCAGUCUCUCAAAUUGUCACAGCUUUCUUUUCUUUCGAAGUGAAGAUUUAAUUUUAAUUGUUUUAAUGACAUCUAAAUAUUCAAAUGAUCUGAAUAAUUUCUUCCAGCUUUCGGGAUUAUAAUUUGCAAUAAUUUUCUUUUUAUUUAAAUCAAAAUUCAAAUUUCCCAAUGAUAACAUUGAAGAGAGUUCAUCUGGUUGAACUUUGUGAGACAGAACUCAACGAAUUACUCAAUAAAACAAAGAUAAUGCCAUGGAGGAUGAUAAAGAACCGUCAAAUAAUGGUCAAAAAUGAUUUAACUCUGCUGGUAAACCCUCCCAUAAGUUUUAGAAUUUAAAGCAUGACAUAUGCGAUGAAUUAAUUAACGAGAGUCACCAUGAUAUAAGAAUUGUGCCGCGUCGAGAGAUUUUAUAAUCUCUUUUAAUAAUUUUAAGUAAAAUUCCGCUGACUACCAAGAAUAGGAUUAGGAUGAAUUUUUAGAUGUUUGUUAGGCCGCUGAUUUGAUGUAAAAGCGUUUGAAAUUUUUGCAAGCUAUAAGAUUCAUUUAAUUGUGAAAUUACAUUUUAACUUAUGCGUCUACAGAUCGAUAACAUUUUACUAAAAUUAAAAUAGAUAUUUGUACUUUAAGAGUUUUCUACUAACAAGAAACAUUUUCAGAGUCUAAGGAUUAAAGGUACAAAAGGUUUAUGAUGUGUUUAUGACUGUGCCUGAUCGCUUUUGAAGAUUACGAAACAUAUAGCCAAAUAUACACUUGAAUCAAAUUUAAAUGUCAUAAUGACCCAUUUUAGAACCCUCCCCUUCGCUUUCAAAUUUAAUUAAUCUAAGAAGCAACUGUUCUAUUCAAACCCUUCUUUGAAAGAAUAAAAACAAAAUGAUAAUGAAAAUUGGAAACCAAAAAAAAUGUAACAGAAACUGUAACAAUAAACUUUUAUAAAAUUUUAUGAAAUAAAGAUUAACUUAAGUUUAAGUUAGAAAGAAAUGAUCUC
Molecule: messenger RNA, 2259 nt
Organism: Clunio marinus
Lineage: Eukaryota; Metazoa; Arthropoda; Insecta; Diptera; Chironomidae
Source: the annotation of a GenBank genome assembly